This is a messenger RNA of Anneissia japonica, 5845 nucleotides long. Its product is annotated as protein O-linked-mannose beta-1,2-N-acetylglucosaminyltransferase 1-like. The transcript is spliced from 22 exons. Gene Ontology annotation, molecular function: beta-1,3-galactosyl-O-glycosyl-glycoprotein beta-1,3-N-acetylglucosaminyltransferase activity. Gene Ontology annotation, cellular component: Golgi membrane. The record is from RefSeq and is a predicted model, not a curated record. Lineage: Eukaryota; Metazoa; Echinodermata; Crinoidea; Comatulida; Comatulidae. The coding region runs from base 166 to 2715 and encodes 849 amino acids. Gene Ontology annotation, biological process: protein O-linked glycosylation via N-acetylgalactosamine.
UUUUAUUUGUUUGUACUCUCGUUUUUGCUGCUUCUCUCUCUACGUAACGUAUCGAGAUUCUGCCACGAAUGGGUUGUUGCAGAAGGUAUAGGAUAUUAUCAUUUUUAAGCUUUCAGUAUCCGGUGAAUUGCUGAAAGAAGAAGUCUAUAAAUUCAGGCAGCAGCCAUGGUUAGUUUGAGGCGACUGAAAAGAAAUUUUACUUUACAGAAUACCAUUUAUCUAGGACUUUUUGCAUUUUGCAUUUUCUAUAUUUAUAAAUAUGUGCUGGAGUUACCUUUUGACACCAACUCAUCGGAUGAGCUUUCUAAAAACAAGGAACCAAUUGACUCUAUUAUAGUGAAGGAAGAGAAGAGAGAAACAGAAAAAAUAGAAUAUGAAAGUGAAGCCAAAUGUGGUAAUAAAAAGCCAUGUGUCAAAGGUCAAUAUGCAUUCAGUCUUUCAAGCGGAGGUACCAAAGAUAAAAAAACCAUAUCACCAAUGUGUUUUAAUGGAGUAUCCACAUCACAAAAGGUCGGUAGAGGAAUGAAUGUUAUCAUUGUUGAUGAAAAAAAUGGAAAAAUAAUUUCAGAAGAUAUUUUUGAUUUGUGGGCUGAAAACAGCGACCAUUUUGUCCAGUUCCUUGAUGGUGUAAAGACCGGCCACGUUCUUGUUAUUACAACCUAUGACGAAGCAUCAAAACUAUUGUCUGAUCACGCUAGAGAUAUAUUGCGAGAUGACUUUGGUAGUAAAUAUAUUGGAGAGUUAGGCUACAGGGGAUCUUGGGCUUUCAUUGGACAGAAAGGAGUCAAACAUAAGGGAUAUUAUGAAAAGGUCACCAAACGACAAAAUACACAAUAUUGGGGAGACACAGUUGUUUUGAAAGGAUGUGCAAUACUACCAUUAUCAGAAGCUACAGAAUUAGCUGAAGUAAUAGAAGAUGAGCCAGCAGAGGGUGGAAAUGAAUUAAAGGAAAAGCCAGAAAAAUCAGGGGGUAUAUGUGGAGUAGAAGAUUGCCAGCCACAAACCAUUGCAGUGCACGUGCAGUCAAGUUGGGUUGAUGGCAAAACAAAGAAUUUCCCAGUAAUAUGUGUGGAGGGAAAGGCAUAUAUUUACAAAGAUGGUGGAACGGGUAAAGCUGGUCGUGGACUUAAUGUUGUAGUUUUUAACCCAGACACUAAGAAGGUAGUGACAUCAACUGUAUUUGAUACUUAUGAGUCUGAUACUGAUGAUCGGAGUAUAACUGCACUGUUGAAUAGUGUCGAUGAGAACCAUUUUGUCAUUAUAACAACUCAUGACGAAGCGACAAACAAGUUAAGUUUUGACACAAUGGCAGCUGUAAGAUCACUCGGUAGCAAGCACAUUAAUUCUCUCGGCUUCCGUUCAUCGUGGGCUUUCAUUGGUCAGAAGAUGUUACAGGGGAAUUCACCUUAUGAACUUGUAGGCGAGGUCGAUGAUGGAGGAUGGGGGUCAAAGGUCGAAAUACAUGAAUGCAUUCCAGUUAAGAUGAAAAAGGUGGAAACAGAGACCGAUGAUGUGAUUGGUGUAAGUAAGAAAAAAAUAGAUUUUUGCAAGAAAUAUGAUGGAUAUGGAGAAUUCUGUAAAGAAAACUUAGAAGUUCCAUUGCUACCUGUUGCCCUUGAUGAUGCAUCCUUAAAGAGUAACCUAGCUUACAGUACGCCAAUCAUCAUAGUAUCAGGUCCUGAUCUCUCUGACCUCCAGCGAACAAUGGAUUCUGUUCUUAAGAUUCCAGGAUUAAACAAUAAGAUGGUUGUGGUUGUUAUAGAGGAAAGUUUUGAAGAGUCAACUUCUUUAGUUCAGCUUUAUAAUUUUAGAAUUGAGCAUGUUAAAACAGCAACCACUUUUGCAGGAAUGAUGCAUAAAACAAUGCGUCUUACAAUGUCAUUGAAUUAUUUCAAGAAUAAAAAUAAAUUCAUUAUGAUUGAGGAACGUAUUGAGGUGAGCCCGGACCUACUGCGAUACUACUCUCAGACACUUCACUUAAUGGAUGAAGACAAGUCGAUAUUUACCGUUUCAGCUUGGAAUGAAUUUGGCUUCGCCAGCACUUCCAGUGAUCCAAGCCUACUCUAUAGAACAGAACUGUUCAUUGGAUAUGUUUGGGUUUUGCAAAGGCCUAUUUGGGAUAAGGAGAUUCGAGAUAAAGAGGGUCCAUGUUGCAAUCGGCCAACGUGGCAAGGCUGGUUCCUAGGUGACCUUAUGAAGGGGCGCGAGGUGAUCUGCCCUGAUGUCUCCAGACUCACCAAGCGGCUGCAGGACGGUUUCUAUGUGGAUAAACAUGAAAUAGAGGCAUACCAUGAAGAUAGAAUUGCAACAAAAGAUGCUAAUCAGGAACCAACAUUUGCAAUGAAAUUGGUAAAAGCGGCUUAUGAAGAGGAGCUGAAAAACCUAUUGCAUAUGAGUUCACCAGUGGACAAGGGAGUUUUGGAGAUGUGUAUAACAACUGGCACUACUACUUUAAACAUGAUGAAUAUAGGCCAGGAUGAUGAUUCAAAGAAUGUGUUUUCCAUAUUUUAUGAAGCUGAUUCUGAAGGCAAAGCCCUAAAAAAAUUAUGCAAAUGUUUUCACCUGUAUGUGCACAGGGAUACAACGGUGAGGAACAUCCACAAUGGAAUUGUCAGGUUUACAAUAGACAGAAAUAUAUACCUCUUGGUUGGCUCUACAUCAGAAUAUUUUAAGUUGAAACCAGCAGAAGUAUCUGUUUUUGAAGCAAACUCCUGAAAGAGGCAAACACCAUUUGUCUCAUGAACAUGGAGCACAGAGAAAUAUUGUCUGCUAUCAAAAAUCUACAGGAAGUUAUUUUUAGCAGGCAGUAAAUAAUGUGAUUGUCACUUUGCAGUAACCAUGUCAACGUUACUGUUCUUUAAUACUACAAGUGCCUUGGAAGUUUAUUUUUGUAUUUGAUGCAUUUUUUUAUAUAUUUUUUAUGAAGUUGGUAUAAUGCAUUCCUUUUAUAAUAUUUGGAUCUGUUGUGAGAUGUGCCUGUCAAAUAUAUCUGAGAUCUUGUGAGAUUUCUCUGUAUUAAUCUCUAUGAGACUUAUCUAUGGGUACUUUUAUUGAGAUCUGUGAGACAGAUCUCGCUUUGAGGUUUCUCCAUGAAAGCUAUAUAUUACACUCACCUUGGAGAUUUCUCAUUCAGAACUGUGAGAUAAUGACCUCUCUUUGAGAUCUACUUAUGAGCCCUAUUUUUGAGGCUACCAUACAAUUUCUUUGUGACAUCUACAUAUGAUGUCUGCAAUAUUUUUGAAUGAGAUUUAUCUAUAAGACAGAGAUCUUUCUGUGAGAUCCAUCUAUGAGAUGCAUCUGUGUGGUCUCUCAUUGAGGUAUGUCUGUAAGACCAGGAUCUAUCUGUUAACCACCUGUAUGAUUUUCUGUGUGAUCUAACCUAUAUAAUAUCUGUUGGUGAGAUCUAUCUGUGAGACAGAGAUCUCAAUGAGAUCUACCUGUGUGAUUGGUCUGUGAGAUCACUAUGAGACAUUUGUAAAGUCUGUCAGUGAGAUCUAUCUGUGUGACAGAGAUCUCAAUGAGAUCUACCUGUGUGAUUGUCUGUGAGAUCACUAUGAGACAUUUGUUAAGUCUGUCAGUGAGAUCUAUCUGUGUGACAGAGAUCUCAAUGAGAUCUACCUGUGUGAUUGUCUGUGAGAUCACUAUGAGACAUUUGUAAAGUCUGUCAGUGGGAUCUAUCUGUGUGACAGAGAUCUCAAUGAGAUCUACCUGUGUGAUUGUCUGUGAGAUCACUAUGAGACAUUUGUUAAGUCUGUCAGUGAGAUCUAUCUUUGAGACAGAGAUCUCAAUGAGAUCUACCUUUGUGAUUUGUCUGAGGUCACUAUGAGACAUUUGUAAAGUCUGUCAGAGAGAUCUGUCUGUGAGUCAGAGAGAUCUGUCUGUGAGUCAGAGAUCUCAGUGAGAUCUACUUGUGUGAAUUGUCUGUGAUAUCACUAUGAGACAUUUGUGAAGUCUGUCAGUGAUAUCGAUCUGUGAGACAGAGAUCUCAAUGAGAUCUACCUGUGUGAUUUCUCUGUGAAAUCACUAUGAGACAUUUGUAAAGUCUGUCAGUGAGAUCGAUCUGUGAGACAGAUCCCAAUGAGAUCUGCCAGUGUGAUUUAAUAAUGAAAUAUUAGAAGUAAGAGUUAUAAAGAAGUGCAAUGGACCUUUCAACUUCGCUUUUCACGUUAGAUAGUGUUUCUAAAGUACCACAAAUCGACAGCAUAAAUGUACAUAUACUUUGUGGGAGUUGUCCAUAUUAUUUGCCUUGUUCUGACUGGUCAACUGUUUUCGAUUGACGAUUGUGGCAAAGACAAACCAAACCAGUCAUCUAUUUUAUUGCGCUUAACUGACCUUUAUAUAGCUAUACAUCAUGUUAUGCUUUAAUUUUCCCCAUUUUCAAUGCUGAAACAACACUUUUUAAGAAUGUGGAGAUGGUUUCUGCCUUAGAAAUGCCCGCAACCAUAAACUUUUAAGACUGAUUUCUAAACUAUUGUCCUUUAAACAUGUUAAAACCCUUGCAAGUUUAUAAGGAAAUGUCAGAUUUAAAUGAUAGUUUUACCAUUUUAUAGCUCUCAUUUCACCGCUUAACCCUGUAAUAAUAAUUAAAAACGAUUUUUGCGACGAGUGACUGGUUUGGCCUGUCUUUGCCACAAUUUAAAAAGGUUCAUUAGUUCUUAAUAAAAUUAUUAACAUUUUUAUCGUAGAUCCUCAAAAUAAAUAAGCGCCACUCUCGAAUAAGCGCUGCACCAAACAUGAUUGUUUUCACUAAGCGCAGCUCUCGAAUAAGCACUGCAACAUUUAUUCAAGAUUAUUCUGUUUUGAAUAAGGGCUUAAUCAAGAGUACAUAUUACCAUGUUGCACUUUGAGAAACAGAGUUUAAAAUACAAUGUAUGCAGUGUUGAAAUGAAUAUGUAACACAAUGACAACACAAGCAUAUCUUUAUAAAUGUUUAUUUGCUAUGAUGUAGUGCCUACUGAACUAUGGGAUACGUGAGAUAUAGUAUGUAACAUGGGAACGGACUUAGAAAGUGCUACACAAAUAUCUUUUGUAAUAAAAUAAGCACCGCACUGAAGCGUCAAAAAUGUUAUAAGCGCCAUAACACUUAAUCAAGGAUUGAUGGUAUGUGUUUUGCUAAUUCUGUAAUUGAUUGAUUGUUUUUGAUAUUUAAUUGAAAGAUUUGUUUAAUAAUGACAUAUUUUGAUGAUAAUAUUUAUUCAAGUUUGAUAAGUAACCAAAUUUAUAAUAAUUGUUUGAUGUGAUUUUUUAUUUGGUAGCCCAUAUGCAUGUCUCCACAGCACAAGGUUAAUGCUGUUCUGGUGUUGAUGUUAUUCGACACUGGUCUUGUCCUAUGAAAUGUAUCAUAGGAUACAGCUCUUUCCACACUAUCAAGAGAAAAAAUACCUGUGAUUUGCCCAUUUAAUAUAAUAAUUUUUAAUAAUAAUAUAAUUAAUAUAAUUUUUUUAUAUACAUUCCAUUUUUUUUUAUGUCUUUCAAGUAAUCAUAUUACACUAAUCUAAGAAGAACUAAAAAAUAAAUCAGUAGGGUAGACAUUACUGAUUUCUCUUUUCUGUUAUAGUGUAGCAUUUCUAUAUUUUUAAGUUCUAUAAUUUUUUUUUUCUUGGAAAACUUUCCAAUCAGAAGAGUUUCCCCAACGCUGUGGAAUAGUUUGCGUAAAGUUCUUGAAUGAUAUGUCCAAUACUUUUGGAUAGUAUGCUAAAUCAAUUUACAUGUUGACAAACUUGGUAGUAUUGAAUUCUCUACAUAACAUUUAUUUGGAAAUGUUGUGUACUGCUCUUGGCUGGGUAAUCAAUGCAUCAUGAACUUUUUGUAGUAGUUGCGUAUCUUGAAAUAGGGGUGGGGAGCU